Gymnodraco acuticeps is the source of this 863-nucleotide messenger RNA. RefSeq names its product mitochondrial ribosomal protein L17 (gene mrpl17). Gene Ontology annotation, molecular function: structural constituent of ribosome. The coding region runs from base 195 to 677 and encodes 160 amino acids. The record is from RefSeq and is a predicted model, not a curated record. Gene Ontology annotation, cellular component: ribosome; mitochondrial large ribosomal subunit. NCBI's taxonomy places the organism in Eukaryota, Metazoa, Chordata, Actinopteri, Perciformes, Bathydraconidae. The transcript is spliced from 3 exons. Gene Ontology annotation, biological process: translation.
CAAGUCGGACACAUUCAAAGGUGCACCACCAAUGUCAACUUCACAUCGACAUUACUGACCUGACCUCAUGUUUUGUAAUAACAUUGAAGGUACUGCUUCAUGAAGUAGACAGAGGACGCGUUGAAGAGAUUAUACCCUGGAACAUUUUCACGUUUUGUAUAGUGUUUCUGUUCUUGUGACUCUGAGCGGACAAGAUGCGCCUCACGCUGCAGUUGUUGAUCUCCCACGGCCGGGUGGCCCGGAAGAUGGGUCUGGGUCCGGAGUCCCGGAUCAACAUGCUGCGGAACCUUCUGACAGGACUGGUCCGGCACGAGAGGAUCGAGACCACCGCGGCCCGAGCAGAUGAAGUCCGCUUCUACGCUGAAAAGCUGGUUGACUAUGCCAAAAAGGGAGACACUGAUGAGAAGGCGAUGAAAAUGGCCAGUUUUUGGCUCACGGAAAAGGAUCUGGUUCCAAAGCUUUUCAAGGUCUUAGCUCCACGGUUUGAGCCUCACUCAAAUGGAUACACACGGAUGGCACGCAUCCCAAACAAGGAGAACCUGGACAAAGCCAAGAUGGCCGUCCUGGAGUACAAAGGCAACCCCUUCCCGCCUCUGUAUCCUGUGAAAAAGAAAAACGAACUGGCACUCGUCAACCAGCUUCUCAAAGGCUACAGAGAGGAGAGGGCAAAAGCUUGAUCCUGGAUCAGUGAUGUGCUGACGGAUGAUGGUCGGGUGAAAUGCUUUCAGACGCUGCAGGUUAUAGACACUAUUUCUUCCCCAAAAACAGUUCCAAAGCUCCUGUGUCAAUGUAAGCCAAUGACAUUUCUGUAAAUGGACGAUUAUUACUGAUUAUGUAUAAAUAAAUAUUAUUUCUUAAGAGAA